AUGCCCAAGAGGAAGGUCAGCUCGGCCGAAGGCGCGGCGAAGGAGGAGCCCAAGCGGAGGUUGGCCCGCCUGUCGGCUAAGCCUGCUCCUGCCAAGGCGGACGCCAAGCCUCGGAAGGCGGCGGGCAAGAUGAUAAAUCAUCAGACAAAAAAAGUUCAAAAAGGGAAAAGGGGAGCAAAGGGAAAACAGGCUGAAGUGGCUAACCAGGAAACUAAAGAAGAUUUACCUGCAGAAAAUGGAGAAACGAAAAAUGAGGAGAGUCCAGCUUCUGAUGAAGCAGAAGAGAAAGAAGCCAAGUCUGAUUAA
Messenger RNA from Marmota flaviventris (yellow-bellied marmot), 306 nucleotides. The record is from RefSeq and is a predicted model, not a curated record. Lineage: Eukaryota; Metazoa; Chordata; Mammalia; Rodentia; Sciuridae.